CACGUACCUCCCCCAUAUCCUCUUCGAACUUCGAUGCAUGCACUUCUCUAAGCUCUCUUACCUAUUAAUGUUUCGUAAGUGGUCACCAAUCACACCGGUCCUCCAUGUUUAGCCUAAGCUCCCCUCCCCUAGCUCUCGAGAGGAAGCUAAAGCUCUCCACCACCUACACUAUUCUCCUAGUGAUGUUCCUCUUCACUCUCUACAUCACCUCAUGUGAAGCUCGUCGUCUCCGCGUCAAUGGCAAGCACUCAAGCAGCAGCAAGUCUUCCUCGUCAUCCCAGGAUGCGGCAGAGGUUGCUAAUGCCCAGAAGAAAACGAGAAGCUCGUUGAUGGUUCACGAUGCGGGGAAGAAGGCUCGAGCUGCCGGAAGCAGCAUCGAUCAGCCGACGGGCGCGGGAGCAACAUUGAUCAAUCGAUCAGGUGGAAUACGAAACACCACGCAUGCCGCUAGGGUUUCGCAGCAGCUUCCUCAUCGCAAGCACGUGGAUGAUCAGGGAAUUCACCUGGAUUAUGCUCAGCCUAGAACCCGCACUCCGUAUCACAACUGAACAUAUAUACAUCGAUCACGGAUGGGAGCCGUUCAUGAGAUGACAUUUAUGUCGUCGUGAUCAUUUAUCUAGUUAUAUCAUGUAUAUUUCUCCUUGAAUCUCACUAGCUAGCUACCAGCAGCUUCAAGCCGUAUCUGUGUUUCCGCUAUAUGUCUAGUGAUUUUCUUGCAACUUUAA
Aegilops tauschii subsp. strangulata is the source of this 725-nucleotide messenger RNA. RefSeq lists its product as uncharacterized. The record is from RefSeq and is a predicted model, not a curated record. Lineage: Eukaryota; Viridiplantae; Streptophyta; Magnoliopsida; Poales; Poaceae.